UGCCACCGGCUCAUGCUACCAGUUACGCGUAUCUGUUGUCUGCUUGUCACGUCACUUGUCAGUUCAUAGAUAUUCGUCCUCAAAUCAAGCACUCCAAAAUGCCUAACAGUGCAGAAUUCGAGAAAGCAGCAAAUGAUGCCAGGAACUUGAAGGCAAAGCCAAACGAUCAACAGCUACUAGAGAUAUACGGGUUAUUUAAGCAGGCGACAGUCGGCGACGUGAACACGGAACGGCCAGGAAUGCUGGAUUUCAAAGGAAAGGCGAAGUGGGAUAUCUGGGAAGGCAAGAAAGGAACAGCCACUGGGGAAGCAGAGCAGAAGUACAUCAGUGCUGUGCAGGGUCUCAUAGAGCAGUACGGACUGGAGUGAAUCAACGCUGUAGCCACUCGCAGACAGUAUCUGAAGAAAUGAACUUUUUUAUACCUAAAAAUGACCUAGAGAUUAAUAACGAGUACGAAACUAUAUUAUAUAUACAUCAUUUUGUGAUGUGUAAUGAUGUACACCGUACACACAUUGGCCAUGGCCUAUCGUCGCAAGGUCUGUAUUCACAGGGUGUGGUAAUUUAUAAUAUAUAUAAUCGCGAUGCUUACUUAUUCAGUAAUGUAUAGCAUGGCAUGUGUGAAAGCCUGUACGUGGUUGUGAAAUCUUGGGUGUAAUAUUCAUAAUGCAAUAUGUGAGAAGCAAUGCCUAAAGAAUGCUACUCGUUUCAAGCCAUUACAUAUUUUUGAUUAGCAUCGGAAAGUUAUCUGGAGCAUGCAUUGAACCUGUUUGCAAUAAUGCAAAAUUAAAUAUUUGAUCACAGAUUCAUCAUUCCAGUUGCUUUGCUACGGACUUUUGUCACAUUCCCAUCGUUUAUGUAUGCAACAUUCAGAGAUAGAAGAUUCAACCUGAAGCAGCUUUUUGAUGAGAUUUUUGAUUGGCACACAGUGAAAUAUGCUUCACUCAUGUGCAAUGUUGUUUUAAUAAACUUGUGCUUAAUUGAU
This is a messenger RNA of Priapulus caudatus, 982 nucleotides long. RefSeq names its product acyl-CoA-binding protein-like. Gene Ontology annotation, molecular function: fatty-acyl-CoA binding. Gene Ontology annotation, biological process: fatty acid metabolic process. NCBI's taxonomy places the organism in Eukaryota, Metazoa, Priapulida, Priapulimorpha, Priapulimorphida, Priapulidae. The record is from RefSeq and is a predicted model, not a curated record. The transcript has 2 exons. The coding region runs from base 99 to 368 and encodes 89 amino acids.